AUGUUGCUUCCUGAAUCGCUGGCCUGUGUGGCAUUGCUGCUGCAUGGCGUCUCUGCCUUUACCAACGUCCUCGACUACAAUGCCGCUCCACCCAACCUGACCACGCUCUUCAACAAUACCCUCUUCUACACCUGGCGGCCAAAGUCUCAUUUCUUACCGCCGUUUGCACAUAUCGGAGAUCCAUGCAUGCAAUAUACUGAUCCGUCCACUGGCCUGUUCCACUCAGGCUAUCUCUACUCGGGAGGCCUCGGGGCAUCUGGUGCGGCCGCUGCAACGACAGGAGACUUGAUCACUUACCAGGACGUCAACGAAGAUCCAACCUUCAUUCGAAGUGGAGGGAAAAAUGAUCCUCUAUUCGUCUUUGACGGUUCUGUGAUCCCUGCCGGCAUCAAUGGCUCGGCUACAUUACUCUACACCAGCGUCUCGUAUCUUCCAAUUCAAUGGACGGUCCCAUACGUCAAGGGUUCGGAGACACAAAGUCUGGCGGUAUCCUCAGAUGGUGGCAAGAACUUCACCAAGCUGGAAUACGGUCCGGCAAUCCCUGGACCCCCGUUCCCUCUGACGAACGUCACGGGCUUUCGAGACCCAUACGUAUUCCAGAGCCCUCAUCUUGACCGUGCAACAGGUAGCCAGGAAAGCACUUGGUACAACAUCAUCAGUGGAGGCAUUCAUGGAGUGGGUCCAUCUUCAUUCCUCUACAAACAGUAUGAUCCAGAGUUCCGUGACUGGGAGUAUCUCGGAGAAUGGUGGCAUGAGGCUGCCAACUCUAGUUGGGGUGAUGGGACCUGGGCCGGACGUUGGGGGUACAAUUUCGAGGUUGGGAAUGUUUUCGCCCUUGAUGAGGCUGGGUAUAACCCUGAAGGAGAGAUCUUCACAACGCAAGGCGCAGAAUGGUCGAAAGCGCCCAUCAUUCCGCAGGUCUCGCAAUUUCGAGAGAUGCUUUGGGCUGCYCACACUCUCGAGACAGCCUCGAAUGGCAGUGUGAGUCUUGCAGUCACCAUGGCCGGAAAAUUGGACUGGGGCYCUUUUGCCUACGCCGCAGCUGGAAAGAUCCUGCCGGCGAAUUCUUCCGCAUCUCAGGCCUCGGGUAUAUCCCACGAUAGGUUCAUCACCUACCUCUGGUUGACAGGGGAUAACUUUGGCACCAGCGCAUUUCCCAAGCCCCAGCAAGGAUGGGAUGGUUCGCUUACCACUGUCCGCGAGCUUUCCGUGGGAACGAUUGACAAUGUGGUGAACAAUGCUCUCGUCAACGAGACUGGAUCCUGGAAGGUCAAGAACGGCAGCGAUCCGACCACAGCGACAGUUACUUUGACAACGCUCAAACAGACCGUAGCCCAAGAAGUCCACGCCGCGAUGAUUUCGAACGCAACCAGGAAAUUCAUCGAGCCAGCCCGCAACAGCUCCGCCACCCAGCUCGAAUUCCAACWGAACCCAAUCAGCAAAUUCUUCAUGCUAAAAACCAACAUCCAUUUCCCCUCCUCAGCACGCACAUCCAACCUCAAAGCCGGCCUCCGAAUUCUAGGAUCCGAAUUCGAACACACGGAUAUCUACUACCAAUUCUCCAACGAAAGCAUCAUCAUCGACCGUUCCAACUCCAGCGCCGCCGCAUCCAGCACUCCGGGGAUCUUAACGAAUAACGAAGCCGGUAGAUUACGACUCUUCGAUAUUGCAUCGCCGUCGACGAUGACUGGCUAUGAUGGUGGUAGCUCGAUUGAAACUUUGAAUCUAACCAUUAUUGUGGAUAACAGUAUCGUGGAAGUUUACGCUAAUGAUCGAUUUGCGUUGAGUACGUGGGUUUGGUCUUGGUAUGAGGAGAGUACACGGAUUAGUUUCUUGUUUGAGGAUGCGGAGGGAGUUAUGGUUGAUAAUACGACGGUUUAUGAGGGGUUGUUUGAUGCUUGGCCUAUGAGAAGGUAUUAG
Ramularia collo-cygni is the source of this 1920-nucleotide messenger RNA. RefSeq lists its product as uncharacterized. Lineage: Eukaryota; Fungi; Ascomycota; Dothideomycetes; Mycosphaerellales; Mycosphaerellaceae. The coding region runs from base 1 to 1920 and encodes 639 amino acids. Gene Ontology annotation, molecular function: sucrose alpha-glucosidase activity. Gene Ontology annotation, biological process: sucrose catabolic process. The record is from RefSeq and is a predicted model, not a curated record. The transcript has a single exon.